AAAAUCGUUGGCGACUAUUGCAAAAUGACGUCUUUCAAGAAGAACCACGAUGGCAUGGUAGCUUUCAUUCUCUGCUUAGUAUUUUGUCUAUUCAUUCCAAAUGCCGAAUCCAUCAAUCUGGUUGCAGAUUUUUACACUCAAAAUGGACAGUUUGGGGUAUGUUCGGAGGCUAUUACAGGAGAAGAUAGCGCCUAUCUACGUUCUCAUGUCGGAGCUUAUCAGUUUGGAAGUUUGAUCGGAUACCGUGCCAAUGAGGACUGUGCAGUUGGAUUUGACGCCGGAGAAGGUAAGCAAGUUUUGGUCAAAUUCUUGCGGUUCAGCCUGCAAGAACCAACCAACUCUGUGUGUCAGGACUACGUCACGAUCGAGGAGCUUGGAAGGGACGAUAACUUCACGUACUGCGGAAGUCAAGCCAUAGCUCCUUACGUAUCUGAUGAGAACAACAUCACACUGAUCUUCUACAGUGACUCCACUACUCAAUUGAGCGGGUUUAAGAUCCUGCUGACGUCAUUCCGAACGGCUACAGGUGCAUGUCCAGCAGGGGAAUUCAAAUGUGACUCCACAAGAUGUAUCGAUGACUCGCUGAAGUGUGACGGAGUCCUCCACUGUGUAGACGGUACGGACGAGGAAAGCGAUGAGGCCGGUUGUUCUUGGUUUGACCAUGUCAUUGGGGCGGUGUUGAGUCUUGGAGAACAUACGAUACUCGCUAUCGGCAUUUUGGCUGGAAGUGUGAUUUUCGUCAUCAUUACAGCAGUAGUUGUGUACCACGUGGUCAUCAAAAAGAAGAAGAACAGAGUGAUACCCAUAACUCCAACCAAACAUGCCAAAGCGAGAGACUCGGUCGCCACCACCUCCGACAGUCCAAAACCUGUAACCUCUAGCAAGACAACAUCGUCUUCUAAAUCAUCGGACAAACAAAAGAAGGCUACACCGUCGCCAUCGAAGAAGACUACUGUGAAGAGAACAAAGAAAGUGGCGCCCAUGGAGGAUGACGCUGACUGGUAGACCGGUUGUCGCCACAUUAAGAUGAUGUGUCGAUGUGGUUCAGCAGUUGCUUGUUCAUUAUUUUGCUACUGGAAGUACAAUAUAUUAUAUACAAUUACGUAUCCAUUUGCCAAAUUCACAAUUUGUGAUUACCAUCUGUAUGUGAUUGCUAUGGUGAAACUCAUAUGUGUUCCAUCAAACAUUUGGCGUAAAUCCUCUUGCAUCUUGUUACACUAAACUGACUUGGCACCUACAUGUACAUACCAUUGUAGAUCCUUUCUAAAUUGACAUUUUGAGUCCUAUAAAUCAUUAAAAUAUCCUGUUAUGUUUAAGAAUCAUUACAAUAAAAACGAAGUCAGUUUUUUGGCAACAGAUA
This is a messenger RNA of Mizuhopecten yessoensis (Yesso scallop), 1360 nucleotides long. RefSeq lists its product as uncharacterized. The coding region runs from base 25 to 1005 and encodes 326 amino acids. The record is from RefSeq and is a predicted model, not a curated record. The transcript is spliced from 5 exons. Lineage: Eukaryota; Metazoa; Mollusca; Bivalvia; Pectinida; Pectinidae. Gene Ontology annotation, molecular function: protein binding.